Messenger RNA from Rana temporaria (common frog), 909 nucleotides. It is a transcript of the gene SEC11C, whose product is annotated as SEC11 homolog C, signal peptidase complex subunit. Gene Ontology annotation, molecular function: serine-type endopeptidase activity. Gene Ontology annotation, cellular component: signal peptidase complex; membrane. NCBI's taxonomy places the organism in Eukaryota, Metazoa, Chordata, Amphibia, Anura, Ranidae. The transcript is spliced from 6 exons. The record is from RefSeq and is a predicted model, not a curated record. Bases 84 to 656 code for a protein of 190 amino acids.
CAGGGGGAGCGGGGUGGUAUCCUCUCCUCCUCCUCCCGCUGCCAGCCUGUGUAUUGUGGCAGCUCAGCCCCGGCUCCAAACCCAUGCUCUCCUCACCCCUCUCCCCGGCCGGCACCCUAGACAUGGAUCUGUUCGGGGACCUGCGGAGGAUGAACAAGAGGCAGCUGUACUAUCAGGUGUUGAAUUUUGCCAUGAUAGUAUCGUCGGCCCUCAUGAUAUGGAAAGGCCUUAUUGUGGUCACUGGUAGCGAGAGUCCCAUAGUUGUCGUACUAAGUGGCAGUAUGGAACCAGCAUUCCAUCGGGGAGACCUGCUUUUCCUAACAAACUUCCAGGAAGACCCCAUCAGAGCCGGAGAAAUUGUGGUGUUCAAAGUAGAAGGAAGAGAUAUCCCUAUCGUCCACAGAGUCAUCAAAGUUCAUGAAAAGGAAAAUGGGGACAUUAAAUUCCUGACCAAAGGUGAUAACAAUGAAGUUGAUGACCGAGGUCUUUAUAAAGAAGGCCAGAACUGGCUGGAGAAGAAGGACGUAGUAGGCCGAGCGAGAGGGUUCUUGCCAUAUGUCGGAAUGGUAACUAUCGUGAUGAAUGAUUAUCCCAAAUUUAAGUACGCGGUUUUGGCAAUCAUGGGAGCUUUUGUACUUUUAAAACGUGAAUCUUAACCUUUGGAAGCCGGCGUUCACAGGAUGAAGAAAGGAAUCACUGUAUUUAAUAUAUUCCAUGGAUUUUUAUUUCUGUAACAGAAUAAUUGCAAUCGUGCCAUCCAUCACUGACCUGUACAGUAAAUGUCAGAAGUCAUUCUUACUGCUAUUUAUUUUACUGUUAGGGGGUUUUCGUUUGUACAUCGAAUCAUGUCAGAUUUUAUGGCAACGUGCUUUUCUAAUAAUGUGAGCCAAUAAAAUGCUGAAACACCGA